CAGUCUUGCCAGCAUGGGGCCUCCUGCUCAGCUUCUCUUCCUCCUCCUGCUUCUCCAGUCCCAGGAAGGGAAUGCAGUUUCACAAAGCAGCUCAACCCCAUUGAUAGUGAACGGGGUGCUGGGGGAGUCAGUAACUCUUCACUUGAAGUUUCCUGCAGAAGAGACGGUUGAGGCCAUUAUUUGGCUUUACAAUGGAAAGUCUAUCGCCUUCAUAAAGGCACGUGGAGCAGGAAGUCCACUAAUCCAUGUGACUGAUGAAAAGAGGAGAGAACGAAUGAACUUCACCAGGUCCUACUCCUUGCAGCUCAGCAACCUGACAAUGGCAGACACAGGAUCCUAUGGUGCCCAGAUAACCACAGAGACCUUUACAUUCCUCUUCACUUACAUUCUGAGGAUCUUCAUGCGGCUGCCAAAGCCUCAAGUAAGAGUGGAUUCCAUCAUCUCUGAAAACAGGACCUGCAGUGCCACCUUGAGGUGUUCUGUGGAGGAAGGAGGAGAGACUAUCGUGUAUAAGUGGACACCUAUGGGACCAGGGGCUGUUGUGUCCGAGGAAGGAUCUGUCCUCCGUGACUCCUGGAGCCUUUAUGAUCUGGAUCAGACCUACACCUUCACAGCUCUGAAUCCUGUUAGCAGUGUCAACGCCACUCUCAUCCUUGCUGCGCAGCUUUGUGCUGGUUCCAAGGAAGCUGAAAGCACCUAUUGCCCAGUGAAAUGGAUUUUCCUGGGGAAGGGGAUUUUUCUCCUUGUGCUUCUGGGAAUUCUAGGAACUUGGCACAUCCAGACCCAGGUGCUUAGCAACUCCUUAGGUCUAACUCAAGGUUAUAAGAGGCCACCAGUGCCCCAGAAGAGUCAGGCUAUGACCAGAAAUUCAUCACCUGCUACACAAGGGUAUCUGGUGGCUAGAAAGGGAAGAAUUCUCAACAGGGUGUUUGAGCUGAAGGGUGAACUGCAAGCCCUCUUUCAAGAAAAUAAGAGGCUGGAUUUUGCUGAGUGCUUUGGAGAUGUGGAAUGGCUGCAGACACUAGCCUCUUUAGCACAUACUUUUGAUCCCACAAGCCAGUUGGACAAGUCUUUCUGUAAGGCCCUGAAGAAAAUGUAUGAACUGAAGUGA
This is a messenger RNA of Galeopterus variegatus (Sunda flying lemur), 1111 nucleotides long. Its product is annotated as SLAM family member 6-like. The coding region runs from base 14 to 1111 and encodes 365 amino acids. Gene Ontology annotation, cellular component: external side of plasma membrane. Gene Ontology annotation, biological process: T cell activation. NCBI's taxonomy places the organism in Eukaryota, Metazoa, Chordata, Mammalia, Dermoptera, Cynocephalidae. The record is from RefSeq and is a predicted model, not a curated record. The transcript has 5 exons.